Menidia menidia (Atlantic silverside) is the source of this 2517-nucleotide messenger RNA. The record is from the annotation of a GenBank genome assembly. Lineage: Eukaryota; Metazoa; Chordata; Actinopteri; Atheriniformes; Atherinopsidae.
AUGUUGGACUACCUGAAGGAUAAGAAGGACGUGGGCUUCUUCCUGAGCGUUCAGGCUCUGAUGCAGACCUGCAGCGUUUUGGACUUGAAUGCAUUUGAGAGACAGAACAAGGCAGAAGGACUUGGGAUGGUUUCAGAGGAGGGCGGCAAUGAGAAAGUGAUGGCGGAUGACGAGUUCACCUGUGACCUGUUCCGCUUCCUGCAGCUCCUUGACUUUUACUGGUAUUACUCGGGAAAAGACAUCAUCGAUGACCCCGGAAAGAGGAAUUUCUCCAAAGCCAUGACGGUGGCUAAGCAAGUCUUCAACAGCCUGACUGAGUACAUCCAGGGGCCGUGCACGGGGAACCAGCAGUCUCUGGCCCACAGCCGGCUGUGGGACGCCGUGGUGGGCUUCCUGCACGUCUUCGCCCACAUGAUGAUGAAACUGGCUCAGGACUCCAGUCAGAUCGGGCUCCUGAAGGAGCUCCUGGACCUUCAGAAGGACAUGGUGGUGAUGCUGCUGUCCCUGCUUGAAGGCAACGUGGUGAACGGCACCAUCGCCCGGCAGAUGGUGGACAUGCUGGUGGAGUCGUCCAGCAACGUGGAGAUGAUCCUCAAGUUCUUCGACAUGUUCCUGAAGCUCAAAGACAUCGUGGCGUCCGACGCCUUCCGCGACUACGUGACCGACCCCCGGGGGCUCAUCUCCAAGAAGGACUUCUCCAAAGCCAUGGACAGCCAGAAGCAGUACUCCCCCUCGGAGAUCCAGUUCCUCCUCUCCUGCUCCGAGGCCGACGAGAACGAGAUGAUCAACUUCGAGGAGUUCGCCGACCGCUUCCAGGAGCCGGCCAAAGACAUCGGCUUCAACAUCGCGGUGCUGCUCACCAACCUGUCGGAGCACGUGCCCCACGACACCCGGCUGCAGAACUUCCUGGAGCAGGCGGAGAGCGUGCUCAACUACUUCCGGCCCUUCCUGGGCCGGAUCGAGAUCAUGGGCGCCAGCCGGAGGAUCGAGCGCAUCUACUUCGAGAUCAGCGAGGCCAACCGCAACCAGUGGGAGAUGCCCCAGGUGCGGGAGUCCAAGCGGCAGUUCAUCUUCGACGUGGUGAACGAGGGCGGCGAGAGCGAGAAGAUGGAGAUGUUCGUCAACUUCUGCGAGGACACCAUCUUUGAGAUGAACAUCGCCGCCUCCAUCUCCGAGCCCGAGGGCGACGGCGAGGAGGAGGAGGACGAGGAGGAGGAGGAAGAGGGCGGGGGGGACGAAGGGGAGCCCGGGGAGGGGGAGGAGGGCAACGGCGAGGGCGCCGUCCCGGAGUCCGCCUCGGCCUUCGCCGAAUUCAUCAAGAGCGUGGUGAACUUCUUCAACAUGUUCACCUUCCGAAACCUUCGGCGGCGAUACCGCAAGCUGAGGCGGAUGACCAUCAAGGAGAUGGUGGUGGGGCUGGUCACCUUCGUCUACACGGUGCUGAUGGGCGUCCUGGUCUUCGUCUACAACGUCUGCAAGGGCUUCUUCACGCUCGUCUGGAAGGCGCUGUUCGGCGGCGGCCUCGUGGAGGGCGCCAAGAAGAUGACCGUCACCGAGAUCCUGGCCAGCAUGCCCGACCCGACCCAGGACGAGGUCCACGGAGACCUGCCCCCUGAACCGGGGGCCAGGGAGGUCCAGGACGCGGACGGGGGGGCGGACCACUUGGAUUCCGGUGGAGGGGAGGAGGAAGACGAGGGCGGGGAGGAAGGGGAAGGCGGGCGCCUGCCUGGGUUCAACACCCCUGGAGGACUCGGGGACUUUGGAGAGACGACCACAGAGGAGCCCCCGACUCCCGAGGGCACCCCGCUGUUGACGAGGAAGCUGGUAGUCUUUUUCCUCCUGAUUUUAGUCUAUCUGUCUAUCUAUCUAUUAAAACAGUUGGCUGCUGCAGUGGGUGGAGGAGGGGAGGAGGAAAAGGCCGAGCCGGAGGAAGAGCCCCCUCAGGAGACGGAGAAAGCCGACACGGAGAACGGAGAGAAGGCGGAGAAGGUGGAGAAGCCGGAGAAGGUGGAGCCCGAGCCGGAGGUGAAGGAGGAGGAGCCCGAGCCGGAGGAGGAGGUCGCCGUGAAGACCAAAUCCAAGAAGGACAAGAAGACAGCGGAGGGCGGCUUCCAGCUGUGGAACGAGCUGGAGGUGCAGAGGAUCAAAUUCAUGAACUACCUAUCCCGCAACUUCUACAACCUGCGUUUCUUGGCUCUGUUCAUCGCCUUUGCUCUGAACUUCAUCCUGCUCUUCUACAAGGUGUCUGACAGCCCCCCGGGCGAGGAGGAGCUGGAGGGCUCGGGUCUGUUUGAGGGCUCGGGCCUGUUCGAGGGCUCUGGGGCUGAGGAGGACGGAUCCGGGAUGGAGGAGGGAGGGGAAGACGACGAGGAGGAGGGGCCCCAGUACUUCUUCCUGGAGGAGAGCACGGGCUACAUGCAGCCGGCCCUGUCUUUCCUCUCCAUCGUCCACACCAUCAUCUCCUUCCUGUGCAUCAUCGGCUACAACUGCCUGAAGGCGGGUGGCUUCAGUCGAUGA